AAUAUAUGAUGUUUUGUUUUUUAAAAUUCCAAAUAUAUUUCAGGUUGUCUAACUAAAGAUGUUGAGAAGCAAUGAGGACUGGCUAAAAGGAUGUAAAGAUCUCAACUGUUGGUGGGUGUCCAAGGUCGAGACAAGGAAGCCACUAUGAUUUCACUGGUUUGAUCAAACUCUACCAAAGAGGUGGGGUUUUCAAGUGACUGCAGGCGAAUGAAUGUGAUUGUGACUCGAGCAAGAAGAUAGUGUUGCCUUGUCUGCGUUCCGAAACAAUAAGUGACAGAUGAUUCUUAAAGCAAUUCAUGGAGUACUUUGAGGAGCAUGGCUAGUAUCUGAGUAGCUCUGCAUACUGUAAUGAAUACGUAAAGAACUUGAAGGAAUAAGAUUCUGUCCCCAACUCAGGGCAUUUCAGUUUAUUGCCUAAUUUGCUACAUCUAUAUUCAGGAGCUCAGGAAAAUGGGUAGUAGGAUGUUCUUAUAAAGAUUAAUUUUUAUUUGUUGUUAUUUAUCUAGAAAGUCAGCAGAAAAUAUGGUGCUAGGCAUCCCGAUCAUCCUUGUUUUAUUAUUUUUUGAACUUAGGUGAUGAUGUCUUUGUAGUGGCUUGAUGAGUUUUUACAAGCAAUGUGUUGUAUGGAUUGGAUUACCACUUUAUACUCUCUUUAAAUGAACAACAGAAGCGAAGCAGUAAUGGCUAUGGUGGGAGACAAGACGAAGAAGAAAUCGACUGCUGUGACUUUGCAACAGUUCAUCUCCAAUAUGACUCCUUUAAUCGAUUUGGAGAAGGAAGCUGAGAUAUCAGCCUCUAUUUCUUCAUGUGCAUCAAGAAAUCAAGAAAUUUGGAUAAUGCUCAGAAGAGGGGCUUCACUAUUCUGAAUUUGAAGUGUCUCGAUGUUCAGGUUGUAUAUUGUAUGAAUUACAUGCAUGGUUUUGAAGGAAAAAAUUGUCUGCAAAAUUAUAAAUAAGCAUGAUUUCAUAUAUUAGUUACUGUACUGUAAACUCUUUUUUUUUUUUCCUCAUGUUUGCUACCAUAAUAGAACAUUGAAUCACUCAGUUAUCUUAUAAUUUGUUUUGCGUUUGGUUUUCAAAGUAGACAGGGUUGAUGGGGAAAACACUGCUUGAGUUUCAAUGAGUAGUGGUGGGUGCUCUUACAUUUUUUAUGGUUUUAGUGCCAUAGAAUAUAGACCUUAUGAAUCUUAUGCCAGUCAACUUUGAUUCACAUAUGUUGUCAUAUCUUCUUGACAAGCAUGAACGCAAUAAACUUUGAUUCUGUAAUCAAAUUUUAUUAAGACUUACUGGGUUAAGGUUGUCAAUCUGUAUAAGGGUCAUGAUAGAUCUGCUUCAGAUGUGAAAUAGAAUAAAAGAAGGAUGAAUAAGACAGAAAAAUCAAUGAAGGUGAAGCUGAGAUUGAUAUUUCACAUGGAAAGAGACUUACUCAAAGUGGAGUCCAAGGUUCUGAUACUGGAAUUAUUGCAUUACCCAUAUACUACACAGGUAUUAAAGACUGUACUGUGCUAUAUUCAGUUGCAUUUUUUCUCCACUAACCAAAUAUCUUUCCUUCCUCUUCUUCCAUUCCUUUCACAAACUGACCAAUACAUGAUGUAGUUAUAUUGAAACCAAAUAAGAGCUGAAUAGGAUCUCCUUUGCUUUGGCAAGCAAGGUGCAAUUUACCUGUUAAAGGAUUUCUCAAUCACUGUUGCAUUCGAUCGCAUCCCUGAAGCAGGUUUAAAUAGUCCCUUAACCAGAAAAAGUGGCAAAUGAGUUAUUGAUUCAAAGUGAAAAGUUCUAAGUACGGACUUUGGGAAUCAGAUGGAAGCCAGACUUUGAUUCAUUCUGCCUCACCUCUAAAAUUCUGAACCAGAGAGAUGGUGAUCCCAAUUAAUUUAUCUGUGCCGGUUGUUGACGUGCCAAAAUGGAUGGAGUGGCCAUCUAUCCAAAUGAGGUGAGAUAGAUCACCAAGUCUUCGUAGAAAUUGACUAGGUUCGAAGGGUCAGUUAAGCGUGGGGAAGGUGUUAGGCACCCCACAAACUUCCAUAUAAAUAUGGUUACCACAUACUUUAAUUUUGAGGUAUUUUUCAAUUUUUAUAAAAUAAUAAUUAUCAA
Messenger RNA from Rubroshorea leprosula, 2093 nucleotides. The record is from the annotation of a GenBank genome assembly. NCBI's taxonomy places the organism in Eukaryota, Viridiplantae, Streptophyta, Magnoliopsida, Malvales, Dipterocarpaceae.